AUGUUCCAGAACGUGUCCUUGGUUUGCUCGGAGCAUCCAGACUGCGGAGCAUACGCUGAGAAGAGAUGGUAUUUUUGGCGUCCGAUGACUACCACGAUCUUCAUUAGGCGGUCAUCGAAUCGAGUCACGGAACCGUUCAGAGACUAUUAUCCCGAAGCCGUUGGUGAUUUUGGGACCACCACAAAGGACAGCUUUGACGCCGAGGCCAAUGCCCCUGGACUUACAGCAGGAACACCUCGCUUCCUGCACGGCACAGAAAUCAAUUCGUCGACGCUCUGGAGCUUCUGCUAA
This is a messenger RNA of Haemonchus placei, 291 nucleotides long. Lineage: Eukaryota; Metazoa; Nematoda; Chromadorea; Rhabditida; Trichostrongylidae. The record is from the annotation of a GenBank genome assembly.